This is a messenger RNA of Phytophthora infestans T30-4, 219 nucleotides long. RefSeq names its product secreted RxLR effector peptide protein, putative. Bases 1 to 219 code for a protein of 72 amino acids. NCBI's taxonomy places the organism in Eukaryota, Oomycota, Peronosporomycetes, Peronosporales, Peronosporaceae. The transcript has a single exon. The record is from RefSeq and is a predicted model, not a curated record.
AUGCGCUCGUAUCAGUUGACCCUCUUUUUCGGUCUGGUCGUGCUUCUAGCAACCACAGAAGCUGUCUCACCCGACAUCGCCACGACGAGUCGGAAAUACGCGUACACGUCUCAGAAUCGCUCGCUGUCGGCUGAGUACAACGUCAAAGUAAGGAGAAGCCUGCGGGGUGAGGGCAACAACAAAGACAUGGAGGAGCCCAACGCUGACGAUGGAGAGUGA